Molecule: messenger RNA, 411 nt
Organism: Neoarthrinium moseri
Lineage: Eukaryota; Fungi; Ascomycota; Sordariomycetes; Amphisphaeriales; Apiosporaceae
Exons: 3
Coding region: 1-411 (136 amino acids)
Source: RefSeq, a predicted model, not a curated record
AUGCAGCUCCUCACGACGUUCACUGGCCUGCUCACCGUAGCUGCCUCGGUGUCAGCAGCACCGAUGGAGACUGUGGCGAAGAGAGACGUCGGCGGUGUCCUCAUCUGCCAGGGCGCAAACGCAACCGGGACAUGCCACUACGAGAAAUACACGCUGGAUGAAUGCCACGACCUGCCCACAGAUCUGUCUGGCAACGCAUCGACGUUUGCACCGGAUGGUGACAACUUCUUCUGCUUCCCCAAGGUAGGAAACUGCGCAUCGAUCUGCACGUCGCCGACGGGCUGCACCUUCGGCGCUGUCGACUUCAACAGCCCCGUCAAGUACGACCUCAGCUCGAUACAGUGGGACCACUUGAUCCAGUCGUUCCGCUGCCAACUGAACCAGACCGCGACGGCCACGACCAAAGCUUGA